Messenger RNA from Porites lobata, 1470 nucleotides. The record is from the annotation of a GenBank genome assembly. Lineage: Eukaryota; Metazoa; Cnidaria; Anthozoa; Scleractinia; Poritidae.
GUAAUCCCCACCACUCGGCGUUCACCAACGAGUAAGUAUCUAAAACUCAUACAAAUUAUUGGUCAAGCAGAAAAAAGAAUAAUGCUCCGACAGAUCUAAAGUGCCUUGUUUAAUAUGUUAGGAAUCUGAAGCAAAUAUGAAAACGAAGACAGCGAAAAUGACGCAAAAAAAUGCUCCCUAGGAUAAGCUAGAAGCACCCAAAGCUUAAGCUAAGAGUGUUACGUGAAUCACUGAAAACUGGAUUGUGACGUCAUAUGACUUCAUAGAACCUCCAUUUUGAAUUUUGAUCUCCUCAGUUACCCAGUUAACAACGACUUCAACAUACUGAAAUAUUUAUUUUAGCAUUUUAUUCUUAAAAUAAUACAUUUGAGAAAUAAGUUAUACCUGUAAUUAAGGCGAUAAUUACACGAGACGAUUUACAACGACGAUUUCGUGGAUUCGUAAUAUUUUUUCUUGUUUAUCACUCUUUUACUCCCUAGGACCCAGGUUUGCCUUUACUAUUUCAUGCUUCCCCUCUGCCAUGGUGGCUCACAUAUCACGUGACAGUUUGCCCUUGGGAUCGGAUCCCCGUCUACUUCAUCUUAACGAUCCCAGCUGUGGUGUGAAUUAUUUGACCAAGAAGAGUGUUAUAAUAAAGGCUCCUCUGAAAGGCUGCGGAACAGUUCGAAGGUAAAAAUGAACUCUGAAAAUACGGAUCAAUAACGUAAUUAUUGGUAAUUAGUGAGCAACAAGUCCCCUUUUGAUUUCAGCGCUGUUAAAUAUAUUAUAUGUCAAAAAAAUCUUAUUUUGUUAGAUGUAGACAUGACAGUGGACAUGACAGUUUAAUAACCUGCUACACAACUGGCAAAAACACUCUGAAGCUUCCGGAGAUUUUUUGCCCUAAAAUGAAGUUUAUAUUUUCCAAACGUUUUAGGAACUUUGAUUUUACGUACGGGUCAGCCUAGUUUUGAGAGAAAUACAUUUGUUAUUUUUAACACGGAUUCCUGUUAACAACUAUGGAGCUCUGAAUUUUUAUCUUGCAUGUUUGACCAGGAACAUCGGGUACAGAGUAUUCUUCCAUAACAAGGUGGUGGUACCCUUUGGAUAUGGAAACAAGAGAUCUUUGUCCGUGUUUCCGUUCAAGUGUGUUUACAGUCAUUUUGGCUUUCCUUGAGAAGUGUUUCAAGCUACUCCAUAAUCACAACUAAGGUAAGAAAUGAUGGAUGCACUGUGAUUUUGCCAAUUAUUAAGCGUACUCUUUCAGUGUGCUCGGUUUUCACCUUAACUUGUUGAAGUGCAAUUAAUUCAUAGAGAACAAAGGAAGUCAAUUCCUUAAAGUAAGUUAACAAAUGAUAAUCAAUUUAGUUACCAUAGCUUUAAAUUUCUUUAAGGAUUGUUACCACAAUGGCUUCAGCGAAGCUACAGAGAUUUUAUCACCCUCUUGAAAGGAAAACCGCGCGAAAACGAAAACUCCGAUUCUGCCAUCCUUGA